AUGCAGAAGCUCAAAAGCAGCAGCAGCAGGAACAGCAGCAGAGACAGCAGCAGCAGCAGCAGCAGCAGAGACAGCAUCAACAGCAGCAAAGACAGCGUCAACAACAGCACAAAAAGCAGCACCAGCAGCAGAGACAGCACCAGCAGCAGAGACAGCAAUGGCAGCAGCAGCAGAGACAGCAUCAGCAGCAGCAGCGAUAGCAGCAGCAGCAGCGGCAGCAGCAGCAAAGUAGGAGUCCCCACCAGCAGCAAGUACGCAAUAGCUGGCCGCCUUGCAUGCAUCGAGAGGUUCUGCUGCUGCCCAGGCGCCCAGCAGCCACAGCGCGCCUACAAUCUGCAGCAGCAGCAGCAGCAGCAGCAGCAAAGGACGUGGGGGCCCGAGGUGGCAAAAGCAGCAACAAAAACGCCCAGGAAAAGGCAAAAAAGCGGGGACAGCAAGGCAGCAGCAGCAGCAGAAGAAAGCGAUAAAAGGGGGAGAGAAAAAGGGGGAAAAGAAACAAAAAAAACAAAAAACGAAACAAAAAGGGACAAAAAGGAAUUCAAAAGGAACAAAAACGGACUGCAGCAGCAGCAGCAGCAGCUGUUGCUGAGCACUUUGUCUCCCGAGACACACUGUGAAGUAAAACAAGGACAGCAGCACCAGAAGGGGACGGCAGCAGCAGCAACCGCGGCCGCAGCAGCAACAAUGGAAAGAAGCAGCAGCAGCAGCAGCAGCAGCAGCAGCAGCAGCAGCAGCAGCAGCAGCAGCAGCAAAGGACACAGCAGCAGCAACAAAGGAGAGACAGGCUCACCAAUUCCCGGCGCUCGCAGAGGCGGUAAUGGUAGUAAAGACACCAGGAGACAAUCUGCCGCAGGGUGUGCUGCGCGCAGAAAGCAGCAGCAGCAGCAACAGCAGCAGCAGCAGCAGCAGCUGCAGCUGCAGAAACCCGAGGCAAAUGAGGAAAAUGGGGAAAAUCACUAG
This is a messenger RNA of Eimeria tenella, 960 nucleotides long. RefSeq lists its product as uncharacterized. The record is from RefSeq and is a predicted model, not a curated record. Gene Ontology annotation, cellular component: mediator complex. The transcript is spliced from 2 exons. Gene Ontology annotation, molecular function: transcription coactivator activity. Gene Ontology annotation, biological process: regulation of transcription by RNA polymerase II. Bases 1 to 960 code for a protein of 319 amino acids. NCBI's taxonomy places the organism in Eukaryota, Apicomplexa, Conoidasida, Eucoccidiorida, Eimeriidae.